AUGAGCGAUCAGAGGACGGGCAAUUUUCGUUCUGGUCCUGGCAAAGAUUUUCCUUCAAGCAUUCCCUUUUCUCCUUGGAUGGCUCACAUUCAACCCAUCUCACCUAGUGAAUUUCCACAGGCGUCAAGGCCUCUCGUGUUUGAAGGGUUUGUUCCCAGUUCCAUUCGUCCACAAUCUCCUCAGCCAGAGAACCACACAAAUGCGUCAAAUCGUCUUCCUUACUCUCAGCAAGACCAACCGCCACUUCAAUUCGGGUCCCUAGGCCAAUCCGAAACCUCAUAUCCAGCGAUAAUACCGGCGCCCUUUUCACGGUCAAAUUACGUUCCCUUUCCGGCCGACGCAUUACCUCAGCGCCAACAAGACCAUCCACGAAAAGCCCCUGAUGGAGAUGUCUCUGAAACCCCCAACGAGGAGGCGGAAACAUCCGCUGAUGAGGAGGAUUUGUCCAUGGACGAAUCUGAAAUCCCCGGCAUAGCCUCCGUUACAGCCGAAGGUGAAAUCCAUACGACCACAAAACGACCAUUCGGUCGGCCUCGACCACCGGGAACAGAAUCCCGGCCUAGGAAAAGACGCAAGAAAGGCACCGGAGCUCGAGGUGGUUGGAGUAAGGGUCUGAGAAUUGGUCCCAGACCAGCCAUUGAUCCCGGUGCGGAAUUUAAUGAUCUCUACAAGCAAGCCACCAACGCUUUUAUUGAUGAUCAGGAUACGGAGAGAGCCCUGGAGCUCAUAUUGAAGGCUAUUGCAAUCAAUCCAGAAAUCUACUCGGCUCAUGCUCUACUCUCUGAGAUAUAUUUUGUGAAGAAUGACGACGAAAAGGCUAUUGCUGCCCUCUUUAGCGGCGCUCAUAGCGCUCCAAGAGAUUCAGAAGUAUGGCAGCAAGUGGCGAAUGCAUGCCUCCAACGAUCCACUGGUGACCGUCAGACAGCUCUACAACAGGCCAGUUAUUGCUAUUCCCGGAUCAUACAUAAUGAUAGCAAGGAUUUUGACACUCGAUAUCGACGUGCUGGUGUCAAUAGAGAACUCGGUAAUUAUGCCAAAGCAAUGAAGGACUUGGACACGAUUCUGGAAUCCAUGCCUCGGAAUUCCAGCGUCAUGAGACAAGUCGCAGAAAUCGGCAUUGAAACACGUGACACUGGCAAAGCAAAAUCUCUCUACGAGGAAGCCCUCUCAUACUACAAGGAAAACGGCUUGGAAGGUGAGGAGUCCUUCACUUGGGCUGACAUCCUUGUGUAUGCUGAGCUUCUUGCACAAGAAGAACCCCCCGAGUUGGCAUUAUCAAAUUCCAUCAAGGUUUUGAAACAACUGUCGAGAUGGCUAUUGGGAAGACACGAAGAGGACUUCUGGGAUGAAUUCUCCGACGACGAUAGAGAAUGGGAUUCAGACGAUGAUCCGCGAAGAAUUAUGGUGUCCCAAUUUGUCUCCGGCCAAUAUCCGCUUGAUGCCUAUGGUAUCGGACUGCCGUUAGAGCUUCGAGUUAAGCUAGGGUUGUUUCGUCUAGGGCAAGGCCAAGACACUUUGCAUGAAGCACUGGCUCAUUUUGAAUGGCUCGAACCUGAGGGCAGAGGCGAAGCCGCGAACGUCUUCGAAUACCCGGAUUUGUUUCUGGAAGUCGCCCGGGCUUUAUACGCCGCCCAAGAACACAACCAAGCAUUGCGCUACUUUGAGCCUUUAAAAGAAGUCAACGCGUAUUCUGAUACCGAUUUCUGGCUAGGUAUCGCUGCGUGUUCUUAUAUUUGCGGUAACAAAGUACAAGCCAUUGAAUGCUAUGAGGAAGCUAAGUCAGGAGAUGACAAUUGUGGUGAAGCCAGGACUCAACUGUCCAAGCUUUACGCUGAUCUUGGGGAAAGGGCAAAAGCCAUGGAAAAUGCACGAGAAGCUGUUCGUAUCGCCGCCAGUUCGGUCCAGAGGACUGAAAAGCGCAAAUACGAACGCAAAGAACAGCGGCUAGCUCGUGAAGCGGCAGAAAAAGCACUCAAACAAGCCUACAGACUCCCAAGUUCUAUCGAUCAAGAUAACCCAAUCGACCGCAUUGAGGCACGUCUUCAAAGGAAGCGAAGGAGGCUGACAAGAGAUAAAUCCGUGAUCGCACCCAGGAUGAUUCCACCCAACCGACAAGAACGCCCAUUAACUUCCAAACCCAUGACAGCGGUGGAGAGAGAGACCCAUCGAACCGAAAACAUACUUCGAUUGUACACAACCUUGGUCGAUAGCACUGAGGCCAUGAGAGAGGGCGACGAAAUUGCACGUAACACUUGGAUGGAUUGUGCAGAGGUUCUCAUUACCGAUUUUCGAAGCAAUCGUGUGUUUUACCCUGCUGAACGACACGCGGCUUUUACUGGAUAUGAUCGGGAGGCCCAAAAUGUCAGAUCCCGUAAAUAUUGGGAGGCACGGCACGAACUCGAGCGGAACGAGAAUCAAGAUUUUCCGAUUCCUUCUGUCGAGUUGUCCAUUCCGACAGAGUAUCGCCAAAUCCACUUUUCAGACUGGCUUGAUGUGUUCUUGGAAUAUGCUCUUCUGCUGGCCAACACUUCUGAAUUCGAUGCUCGACAUCGGUGCUAUACCGUCAUCAUGGCCGUGUUGGAUUGCGUUGUCUGGUACCAUGACCCACAAGCAAUUCUACAAACUUAUAUCUGCUAUCUCGCCUGCGCCCUCGCCCUCCGAGAUGAUGCCACUCUGUUCAACAUCGUUCUGAGGUGGUUCAUACGCACUUUCCAAUUCUGCACCGAUGCAUAUCGUCUCUUUUCGGCAAUGAACUUCGUCUAUCCGCACUCGAACCAUAAAGGGGGCAAGGACGGUCAAAUGAGUAGUGCGGUGUUUCGAAAUGGUCCAACCCAGAAAUUCAUGUUCAGACAGGUCAUGAACUUCGACUUGAAUCUGCCACAAGAUUACCAUCCGGAGGAAUUUGGUGGCGUUCCUGACUUUAUGCGCCAUACCGGCGAGCAGAUCCGACCAGACGAUGGUGAUGAUAGCCUAUUCGCCAGUCCCAGUGGACAAACUGCGACGCCCAAGGAGAUGGAUGUGGUACUUUUGACCCUCUACGCUCAUAUCCUCUACGCCGGUGGCAGCUUCCCCAAUGCGUUGUCGUAUUACUUUCGCGCUCUGUCCCUCGAUCCCAAGAACCAUGUGGUACUUCUCAGCAUAGCCCUGAGCUACAUACACGAGAUGUUGAAACGCCAGACCGACAAUCGUCAUAUGUUCAUGUUACAAGGCUGGGCUUUUUUUGAAGAGUACGCUGAUGCAAGACGUGAAUGGGCGCAGACGAAGAAUGAUGCUGACCUAGAGGUCCUGAUUGAGCGAGAGAUCGAGUUCAAUCGCGCCAGGUGUUGGCAAAUGCUGGGUGUGGCGGAUUUGGCGAUCAGAGCGUAUGAGAAGAUGCUUUCCCUUCCCGGCUCAACCAACGCCCAGACUUCGAGAGGGAACACUGAAUCGGAUUGGACAUUGGAAGCAGCCUAUGCAAUUCAGUCCAUGUAUGCGUUGAGUGGGAAUCCGGGGAUGGCGAGGGAUGUCACGGAGAAGUAUCUUGUUGUCUGA
This is a messenger RNA of Rhinocladiella mackenziei CBS 650.93, 3531 nucleotides long. RefSeq lists its product as uncharacterized. Gene Ontology annotation, cellular component: transcription factor TFIIIC complex. Gene Ontology annotation, biological process: transcription by RNA polymerase III. NCBI's taxonomy places the organism in Eukaryota, Fungi, Ascomycota, Eurotiomycetes, Chaetothyriales, Herpotrichiellaceae. The record is from RefSeq and is a predicted model, not a curated record. Bases 1 to 3531 code for a protein of 1176 amino acids. Gene Ontology annotation, molecular function: protein binding. The transcript has a single exon.